Messenger RNA from Chaetura pelagica (chimney swift), 1202 nucleotides. It is a transcript of the gene PEX13, whose product is annotated as peroxisomal biogenesis factor 13. Gene Ontology annotation, molecular function: protein binding. The coding region runs from base 1 to 1104 and encodes 367 amino acids. Gene Ontology annotation, cellular component: peroxisomal importomer complex; peroxisome; peroxisomal membrane. Gene Ontology annotation, biological process: protein import into peroxisome matrix, docking. The transcript has 6 exons. The record is from RefSeq and is a predicted model, not a curated record. Lineage: Eukaryota; Metazoa; Chordata; Aves; Apodiformes; Apodidae.
AUGUUUAGAAUCAGUGGAGUACCUGGCACAGAAACAUCGUUUAGGUCUGCUGACUUGGGUGACCAUGUGCUGACCAGACCUGGACAACCCACAGUUGCACGAAUACCUCCACCUAUUUUGCCAAGACCAUCACAGCAAGUGGGGAGCAGUAGUCUGACCGCUUUCAGGCCAGCGUAUAGUAGUUCUUUUUCUGCAGGCUAUGGUUCAUAUGGAACCUCGUUUUAUGGAAGUUAUAGUCCUUACAGUUAUGGAUAUGGUGGUCUGGGUUAUAACCGCUUUCGUGCUGAUGAUAUUGAAAGCAUUGUGCAUGCGUUUGCUUCUGUCAGCAUGAUGAUGGAUGCCACCUUUUCAGCCGUGUACAACAGUUUCCGAGCUGUGCUGGAUGUCGCCAAUCACUUCUCGCGCCUCAAAGUGCACUUCACAAAGGUGUUUUCAGCUUUCGCUUUGGUGAGAACUAUAAGAUAUCUCUACCAACGUCUACAGCGUUUACUAGGUCUGCGGACAAGCUCGGAGAACGAGGAUUUGUGGGCUGAAAGUCAGGGGACAGUAGCUCGCGUUGGGCUUGAAGACAAGGCGGCUAACUCUGCAAAAUCCUGGCCCAUUUUCUUGUUCUUUGCUGUAAUAAUGGGAGGUCCCUAUCUGAUUUGGAAGCUGCUUUCUACGUACAGUGAUGAAGAAACAGUGUCUAGCAACUGGGCAAGUGGAGAAGAUGAUCAUGUAGUUGGAAGAGCAGAAUAUGAUUUCAGUGCCCUCUCAGAAGAAGAAAUUUCUUUCCGUGCUGGUGACAUGCUAAAAUUAGCACCCAAAGAACAACAACCCAAAAUCCGUGGUUGGCUUUUGGCUAGUUGUGAUGGCCAAACAACAGGACUUGUGCCAGCUAAUUACAUCAAAAUCCUGGGCAAAAGAAGAGGUAGGAGAAGAGUGGACCUGGAAAGGAUUGCAGAGCAACGACCAGCCUUUACCAACACAUCCGUUAGAGGAUCCACUGCUACUGUGACUUUACAGGAGCAGGAAGCUGCUUUUGAUGCUGUUUUUGCUGGAAGUAAUAAGGUUCCUGUUGCGUCUGACUCCACUGUUGUUAGUGGAGAGAAACAGGAACUCUAAUGCACUUUUCAUCAACAAAGCAACUGAACUGUGGUUUAUUGAUAAAACUUAGGAUUUGUUGAAAAUCUGUAUUGUAGUGGAACACUGAUGGGUCUGUA